AAGCUGCAACACCGGCGACGACCACAACAUAAACACACAGGCUCGCAGGUUCCUCCUGGAGUCUCUCAACAAUUGUCUGGCCUUCAACACUACAACACUUGCAGUCUACGGGUUGAAAGCAAACCCUCAAGCAUCUGUAGACGCGUGAUAAGUGGAAGAAGUAAUAGGUUUCGCUUUGCGGCAUCACAAUGGACAAUUCAUCAUGGACAGCGCCCCCAGGGGCGGCCCAACCCAUGGGGAUCCAAUCCACAGCAGGAGCCGUCCCUAUUAUGAACGAUAAAGGCGAGGUAUCGAUGAAGAAGGUCAAAGUGCAGCGCUAUGUGAGUGGCAAAAGACCAGAUUAUGCCCCAGCCUCGUCAGAUGAAGAGGAGGAGGAAGAUGAAGAUUUUACCAGACCACGAGGAGCUGCCCCUCCAUCUCCACAGCAGCAUAAGUCUCUCACCGAGGCAGAGAUGGCUGACCCUAGGCUGCGGCGUCUUUUGGCAAACCAACAGCAAGAAGAAGCAGUAAGAGAGGAAGAAAUGGAAACAGAUGUUCCUCGUCGGAGAGUAAUACAUCAGGCAGAGGUUGUAGAAGUGAGUGAGGAAGAGAAGGAAGAAGAAGAAGAAAUGGAAGAGGAAGAGGAUGAAGAAACAGAAGAGAAGGAGCCUACAAUGAAGCCAGAAAUGAGAACAAGCCAUCGUUUGGCAGAGUCUGACAGUGAAUCAGAAGACGAGGUCGACGAAGAUGAAUUAGCACUGCGUCGUCUCAAUCUCCGUCAACGAGCACUGCAAAAGAUUCAGCAAGAGGAAGAAUUAUUAGGAAAAGAAGAUGAAGGGAGUGAAGAAUCAUCAGAGGAAGAAAGUUCAGAAUAUUCUGAGGAAACAGACUCGGAGGAAGAAGGGCCAAGAUUAAAACCAGUCUUUGUACGGAAAAAGGACCGUGUCACAAUACACCAGAAGGAGCAACAACAAGCCAAAUUCAAGCAGCAAGAAGUAGAAAAUCGAAAAAGGGUAGAAGAACGACGGCGCGAGACGCUUCGAAUGAUCGAACAGGAACACCGGCAGGCAGCUACACUGCGUAACGCUUUAGAUAAUAAUGACCCUAUGAAUGCCAUCAACACAGAUGAUGAAGCUGAUGAUGCAGAGUAUGAAGCUUGGAAGCUAAGAGAAUUAAGACGACUAAAGAGAGAUAAGGAGGAACGUGACGCAGCAGAGAAGGAUCAUGAAGAAGUCGAAAAGUUGAGAACUAUGGGAGAGGAAGAAAGAAGAAUUGAACUUCGAAAUAAUCCAAAGGUAAUCACCAAUAAGGCCCAGAAAGGAAAGUACAAAUUCCUGCAGAAGUACUACCACAGAGGUGCCUUCUUUUUGGACCAAGAAGAAGAGGUCUUCAAGCGAGACUUCUCUGGUGCAACUCUUGAAGAUCACUUUGAUAAAACAAUUCUCCCUAAGGUGAUGCAAGUAAAGAACUUUGGACGCUCAGGACGCACCAAGUACACUCAUUUGGUUGAUCAAGAUACAACCUCGUUUGACUCUCCGUGGGCUUCAGACUCUCAGAUGAACCACAAGUUCUUCAAUGCCAAUGCAGGAGGCAUGAAACAGGUAUAUGAUCGGCCAGCACUAAAGAAGCGGAUACCUGCCACACCCACAAACAAUGCCAACCCGCGAAAAUAGAUAAUUCUCAGUGCAAUUAAAUGACAUAAAUAUUAAUAUUACCGUAUUACAUCCAAUUAAUUUUUUGUAAGAAACUGUCUUGACAAAAAAUAGGAAAAAACAUUUUUUAUUAGAAAUUGCCCUUUUAGACAAACUAUUAUUUUUGUGAAUUGUCAUUGCUUAGAAAUAACAUAGUUUGUCCUUUAUAUAAUGAUCCUUUACACACAACCAAGCAACGUUUUCUGCUUAGGAAAUUUUACUUGCUAAAGGAAGAUAUAUAGUGGCCCCUCUGUUUACGAAUUUAAUCUGUCCCCAGUGACAGUGCGUUACCCGAAAAUUCGCAACCUGAAGCGAAUUUUUCCAUAAGAAUAACGUAAAUUGAAUUAAUCUGUUCCACACUCCCAAAAAUAUUAACUUCAAAAUACAUUUCAUACCUAAUUCGCAUAAAUAUUUAGUUCUAUAGUCUGUACAAGUUAUAGCUUAUAUUUAUUGAUGACACUUGUUGGCAUAUGGAAGAUGGUGAGGAGGAGGAGGGGGGGAGGGAGGAGAGGGACUAGGAGAGGUGUUAGUGUUUGGAAGGGGAGUCCCCUACUAUUAUAAGAUCAAGCAGUGAUGCCUUCUCCGGGGUAUUCUCUAUCUCGUACAUUUUACCUGCAUACCACUAGGAACUGGUUGUGGCUCACUGUUUGUUUUUCUCACUAAAAACCUUUCCAUAGAGACUUGUUUUUCCCUAUGUUGUAACACUUUGUAGUGAGGCACCACAAUGUCAUUAAAAAAUUUAAGGCAACAGCCUAAUACAGCUUGCUCUGGGUGAGUCAUUUCAACAAAUGUGUGCAUUUCUUCCCAUAGUCUACACCGCUUCUUAAUUGUGGAGGAAGGGAUAUUCUGUACUGCCUCCUCCUUCUCUGAAGAAAUUUCCUCAGCUGCCUCUUGUUGCUGCUCCUUGUGAAGGGCUAGGAUUUCUUCGGUGGUCAGUUCCUUGCUGUGUUUCCCCACAAACUCUCAAAACGCUAUCAAUGCCACUUCUUUUUCUGAAUUUCUCAAACCAUCCCCUGCUCACUUUAAACUCUCUCGUAUCUGCAUCACUCGUUCUAGGGUUUUUCUUUAUAAGAUCUUCAUGCAAUAGCCUUGAUUUUUCACAAAUGAUAGCCUUUGAAACUAACUCCUAACUCCUAGCACUAACUGUUAUCACUAGCUAACUCCUUGUUGUGUAUUCAAAUUAAUAACAACUUUUCAACAUCCUCAAGUGUUUGUGUUCUUUGUUUCGUGAUUGUUGUUGAAACACCUUUUGCCAAUUUAGUACUCAUAAUGUCCUUUCUCUUAGCAAUUACAGUGCAUAUCGUUGACAUAGAUUUGUUGUACUGCCUAGCUAGUUCGACAGCCCGUGUACCAUUUUUCAUGUUUAUGAAUGAUCUCUUGCUUUUGCUCAAUGGUCAUCCUCACAUGCGUUUUCUUAGGUUGAACCUUACCACUGACUUUUUUUGGACCCAAGGUGUGAUAUACAAUUAUUACUUUUAUGUUCAAAACCCAAAAAAUCUGAAAAAUAACGAAAUUCUUUACAAAUCAUUCAUGCGCGAUCGUCACUAAGCGGGAGGCACCGGUCAACCAUGCCACCAGGAACCACCCAUAUGCGUAUCAGCAAACUACGUUACUCGAGGCAAAGUUUGUAACCCGAUUCACAUUUUAUGAAGAAAUUGGGCUCAUAACCCGAAAAGUUUGUAAAAAGGGGCAUUCGUAAGCUGAGGUGUCACUGUACCAUGUUGUAAAAUAUUUGUGAAUAAAUCUACUUUUAAGAA
This is a messenger RNA of Procambarus clarkii (red swamp crayfish), 3427 nucleotides long. RefSeq names its product Microfibril-associated protein 1 (gene Mfap1). The record is from RefSeq and is a predicted model, not a curated record. Lineage: Eukaryota; Metazoa; Arthropoda; Malacostraca; Decapoda; Cambaridae. Gene Ontology annotation, cellular component: U2-type spliceosomal complex. Gene Ontology annotation, molecular function: RNA binding. Gene Ontology annotation, biological process: mRNA splicing, via spliceosome.